Musa acuminata AAA Group (dessert banana) is the source of this 834-nucleotide messenger RNA. RefSeq names its product PHD finger-like domain-containing protein 5A. NCBI's taxonomy places the organism in Eukaryota, Viridiplantae, Streptophyta, Magnoliopsida, Zingiberales, Musaceae. The coding region runs from base 201 to 533 and encodes 110 amino acids. Gene Ontology annotation, cellular component: U12-type spliceosomal complex; precatalytic spliceosome; catalytic step 2 spliceosome. Gene Ontology annotation, biological process: mRNA splicing, via spliceosome. The transcript is spliced from 3 exons. The record is from RefSeq and is a predicted model, not a curated record.
GGGAAGCUAACCUAAACCUUGCUCUCUGCGGUCGCAUCGACGGGAUCGAGUUGAAUCACAUCAUCAGCGGUCCGCUAGGGCGUGACUUGAUCAUGGGUGGAUCUGGGAUUAGCUAAAGCAGGGAUUGAAGGAAGAUUCCAAUAGUUUCAGGGAUAUUAUAUUGUCCAGGUUAUUGACAAAGUAGCAUCAAAUUAAGGAUCAUGGCUAAGCACCAUCCCGAUCUUAUUAUGUGCCGGAAGCAGCCAGGAAUUGCCAUUGGCCACCUGUGCGAGAAGUGUGAUGGCAAGUGUGUCAUCUGCGAUUCAUAUGUGCGACCAUGCACACUUGUACGUGUCUGCGAUGAGUGCAAUUAUGGUUCUUUCCAGAGCAGGUGUGUCAUCUGUGGGGGUGUUGGCAUAUCCGAUGCAUACUACUGCAAGGAGUGCACUCAGCAAGAGAAGGAUCGCGAUGGCUGUCCCAAGAUAGUUAAUCUAGGCAGUGCCAAGACGGAUCUCUUCUACGAGCGGAAAAAGUAUGGCUUCAAAAAAAGAUGAAGAGAACAAAGUUUUCAUGCCUGAUCCUCUUAAGAACAUCUUGUAUCCUAAUUAUGCUUUUGAGAUCUAAGAUUUUACAUUGUUCAUGCUUUCCGUUAGGCCAUAGUAACAUGAAACACAUUAUUAGAUUUGGUGAAGCAAACUGUCUGUAGGCAUCCAAACGAAUGUAAUUUGGUUGUCGUGUUGCAUGGUAGUCACAUCAGCUAGUUUUAGCAUGAUCCUAAGCAUUUGUUUUUAUUAGGAUGUAAACUGACCCUUGAAUUUUAGAAGCGACCAGUCCGUCUAUUUUCUCCUUGCUGCA